AUGCUUCCAGAAAAUGAGCAGCUGAGACAGAUUUUCCAUCCAAUCAUAGCGCAAACGAUACUUAAAUCAAUCACCAUCAUAUCCUCACCGUACCACGUCGGGUUCUACAACCGUGGCGUCGGAGCAGGACCAGACUUCAUCCGAUCGCUGGGUGUUGUACAGGCGUUGAAGGACCUCGGCGUACCCGUCAACGAGAUUGAGAUUGAACCAGUUGACGAGUUUGAAGGAGAAGAGAGGCGCAGCUUCGAGCUGUUCCGUCGCACCUCAACUCUCGUUUCCGAAGCGCACAACAGCAAUUCAUUUCCCAUUAUUCUCUCGGGAAACUGCAGUGCUGCCGUUGGCGUGGCAGCUGGGUAUAAUCGGUCUCUGAGAGCCCGUGAGACGGGAGAGAAGCUAGGUUGCGUAUGGUUUGAUGCACAUGACGACUAUAACACUCCCAAUACUGUCGUGAGCGGCUACUUUGACUCGCAACCUAUUGCUAUGCUGGCUGGGGAGUGCUGGAAGGGGAUACUAGGGUCGGUACAGGGACAUGAGGUGAUGGAUAUUCGGGGGAAACUUGUGCACGUUGGCUUGCGGGAUGUGAACGAGGUUGAGCGACAGCGGGUUCUGAACGCCGGGUUCGACGUCGUAUGGGGAGAUGAGAAUGGCGGCAGAAUGGAGUUUGCGGGGCGUCUACGUGGCUUCCUGGAGAAAAAGGAUCUGGGGCCUGACAAUGCUGCAUUUUGA
Pseudogymnoascus destructans is the source of this 726-nucleotide messenger RNA. RefSeq lists its product as uncharacterized. Lineage: Eukaryota; Fungi; Ascomycota; Leotiomycetes; Thelebolales; Thelebolaceae. The record is from RefSeq and is a predicted model, not a curated record. Gene Ontology annotation, cellular component: cytosol; cytoplasm; nucleus. Bases 1 to 726 code for a protein of 241 amino acids. The transcript is spliced from 2 exons. Gene Ontology annotation, molecular function: manganese ion binding; arginase activity.